Sarcophilus harrisii (Tasmanian devil) is the source of this 2208-nucleotide messenger RNA. Its product is annotated as lymphocyte antigen 6 family member E. The transcript has 4 exons. Bases 735 to 1118 code for a protein of 127 amino acids. The record is from RefSeq and is a predicted model, not a curated record. Lineage: Eukaryota; Metazoa; Chordata; Mammalia; Dasyuromorphia; Dasyuridae. Gene Ontology annotation, molecular function: acetylcholine receptor inhibitor activity.
AUGAAGAGCUUUAUUAUGGUUCCAGAGACUUCUUAGUUAUGUGACCAAGUAACAUGUCGAAUGAAGAUAACAUGGAGUUGGGAAAGAGCUUUGGUUGGAGUUGGAGAACCAGGGUCCAAAUCCCAGCUCUAUGUUCCACCACACUACUUUGAGCAAGUUUUCCCUUUUAUAGACCUCGGUUUCUGCAAGUGCUAGUGCUAAGUGACCUUUAAUAUUGCUUCCGGUUCCAAAUGGAUAAUCCUCUCCCCACCUUCUCCCGUCUCAGUUAGAAUCCCUUUCUGUCCUGAACUGAGAAUGGGCAAGAGCACUUCUCAUCCACCAUCCUAGAUGAUUGUGCUCUAUUCAUUUAAAGAACCUGGCAUACCCUCAAAGCCCCUCAAUCGAAACCCUCCAUCCCCACUGCCCAACUCGCACUUUGACUUCUUCAUUUCUCCAAGUCCUUCUUUCUUGAUCUUUCCUUUCAGACAAUCAGAUUUUUCCUCAAUUUCGGCUCCUCCUUCCUCCAUUCCGCCUCCUCCCACUUUCCAGUCCCAUCCUUCUUAGUCUCCUCUCCGUUUCCCCUCCACGCCCAGCUCUAGGUGAGACUCUUAAGGUACUUCGGCAGUUCAAAGGCCCCGCCUCUUUCUUUCUCGGCCCCGGAGCUGGACCAGCUCUGGCUACUUGAAGUGCUCAUUUUAAGGAUUGCAGUGACUGAUUCUGUGGCCUUGAGACAUCCCACCUGCUUCUUCUCUAGGAUGAAGGUCUUCAUGCUAGUGCUGCUGUCUAUGCUGAUGGUUGGGGAACGAGCUCAUGCUCUUGUGUGUUUUACAUGUAUCAAGAAAAAAAGUUUCCUUGGUUGUAUGAAGUUCACCUUUUGUUCAGUAGAUGACAAAUACUGCAUUUCACAAACAAGCUCAUUAAACAGUGAUCACAAACAAAGGCGCCUCAGCAAAUAUUGUUCUCCCGUCUGUCCGAACGAUAGUCACAUCCCUGGGGUGACAGUUGUGAACAUUCGAUGCUGCAAUAAGUCCCUGUGUAAUGUGUCCUCGAAUGAUGGUGGACACCAGGCCAGCUCCUUGAUGCUGGGCCUGUCUGUGCUGUGCACUUUGCUUUCUACUCCAGGGAAGCCAGGUGCUUGAUGCUGCUCCCCUCAGCCUUCUUCAUUUUUGUCCUGCCUGUUCCAAAGUCCUCGGGCAAAGCUUCCUGAUUAUGAAUAGGAAGUUCCUUCAUCCUUCUCCUCAGCUCUUCCUCACCUUUCUAAUAACUGUAGGAGAUAAUGGCCUUCAGGCGCUGAAUGUUUCUUUCUUCUCUCUCUCUUUUGUCUCUUGUCCUACCUCAUGUUGGGUGUUGAUCACUUGACCCAGCCUUAGAUGCUUGAUUCCCUCAUGGGGAUGGAGGAUGGAGGGAGAUAAGUUCUAACUAUGGGAUCUCAGACAAAUAAACGUAACCUCUCAAGGACACCUUUCCUCACCUGUAAUAUAAAGGCCUUGGACUAGAUAAUCUAAAAAGUCCUCUCCCCUUCUAAAGUCUAUGAUCUUCUGAGAGAGCCUUGAAUCCUCAGGCUAUGUGGGUUUAGGAAUCAGGCAUGAGGGCCCAGGGAGAACACUAGGAUAUUAGGACAAAGAAAGUUAGAAUGGGAACAUCCUACAAGUAUGUGAGUAGGGGAGUGACUUUUAUGUGCAUGUGUUUUCAGUAUACGUGUGUUACUGCACUUGCAUAUUAUUAAUGAAUGGUUUGUAGAUGUGUGGUUAUGGAUGCUCUUGUCAUAAUACGCCCAUGGGUGGACAAUUUUGUCUGCAUUUAUGAAUCUGUAUGAUUGUAUCUGUGGGGCCAUGUGGACUUCUGUUGAUUAUUUUUUAUGUGUUUUUUUCCUUUGUGUGUGUAUGUGUGUGUGUUUCCCCUCAGUAUGAAUGUGACCAUGUGCACAUGUAUGUAUGGAAGUGGAUCAUCAUCUGAUCAAGAUCUCUUCCAUUAGUCAUCCCCAACAGUGGGCCUACAGUGUGAAGGUUUCCUUCUGGUCUUGAUGUUGAGGGGGAAUUCGUGGGUCCUAGGGAGUCUCCAGGAUAGAAGAGAGAGGGAAACACACUGGGACCCAUUAUUUUCCUUUUUCUGGAUGUAGUUUUCUACAUUCAUGACUUUUCCUUCCUUUUCAUCUAAGGUGAAAUAUGCAAUUCAGCCUCCACCCAAUCUGGUGCCUCAAAUAAAGACAAAUGCUUUUGCUUUUCUGCC